AUACUGCCUACAUUAAUGGCGGAACUAGGACGCCUCUUCUUCUUCACAGCACCAACAAGUCUACCUCAAUUGCAAUUAGGGUUUCUCUACUCGCGGCGGUUAUCUUCAACAACUCGUCUUCCUUUUCCCACGAUGGCCUGCGUCGAAGCGAAGAGCAACAGUCCUGAUGUGAAGGAGCCCUUGGCGAAACUCCAGAAGCUCGAUUCUGGACCCUUCUUCAAAGUGAAGAAGCUCUCCGAGAAAGCCGUUCUGCCUACAAGAGGCUCACCUCUCUCCGCCGGCUACGAUCUCUCCAGUGCCGUGGACUCGAAAGUUCCGGCGAGAGGUAAGGCGCUUAUCCCGACGGAUCUCAGCGUCGCUGUCCCUGAAGGAACCUACGCGAGAAUCGCUCCGAGAUCUGGUCUCGCCUGGAAGCACUCGAUUGAUGUGGGAGCGGGAGUCAUCGACGCAGAUUACAGAGGACCGGUUGGUGUGAUUCUGUUCAAUCACUCGGAUGUUGAGUUCGAGGUGAAGGUGGGAGAUAGAAUCGCGCAGAUGAUAAUCGAGAAGAUCGUGACGCCGCGAGUCAUGGAGGUUGAGGAUUUGGACGCGACUGUUCGUGGUGAUGGUGGUUUCGGGUCUACUGGUGUUUAAGUAGUUUCUAUCUUCUUCGUUGUGCUUUUGUGCCGUCUCUUAGUAAGUUUAGUGUUAUUUGGUCGAACAGAUUGUGGGCAUGGUUUCAUUUUAAGAUAUUUUCUUCAUUAUAA
Messenger RNA from Brassica napus (rape), 746 nucleotides. Its product is annotated as deoxyuridine 5'-triphosphate nucleotidohydrolase-like. The transcript has a single exon. The record is from RefSeq and is a predicted model, not a curated record. Gene Ontology annotation, molecular function: dUTP diphosphatase activity; magnesium ion binding. The coding region runs from base 16 to 633 and encodes 205 amino acids. Gene Ontology annotation, biological process: dUTP catabolic process; dUMP biosynthetic process. Lineage: Eukaryota; Viridiplantae; Streptophyta; Magnoliopsida; Brassicales; Brassicaceae.